AGAGCCAGCAGCUGCCGAGGCCCGAGAGCUAGCAACACUGAGCGAGCACCGCUGCAGCUUCGGCGCCGGCGGGAGCUAGUCAGCCCGGCACCAUUCCUCCUCCACACCGCCCGCCUUCUCGGACAUGGUGGCCCCCGGCUCUGUGACCAGCCGGCUGGGCUCGGUGUUCCCCUUCCUGCUUGUGCUGGUGGACUUGCAAUACGAAGGUGCUGAAUGUGGAGUAAAUGCAGAUGUUGAGAAACAUCUUGAAUUGGGCAAGAAGUUACUUGCAGCUGGACAGUUAGCAGAUGCUUUAUCUCAGUUUCAUGCUGCAGUAGAUGGUGACCCUGAUAACUAUAUUGCUUACUAUCGGAGAGCUACUGUCUUUUUAGCGAUGGGUAAAUCCAAAGCAGCACUUCCAGAUUUAACAAAAGUGAUUGAAUUGAAGAUGGAUUUUACUGCAGCAAGAAUACAGAGAGGCCACUUGUUACUCAAACAAGGCAAGCUGGAUGAAGCAGAAGAAGAUUUUAAGAAAGUGCUCAAAUCUAAUCCGAGUGAAAAUGAAGAAAAGGAAGCCCAGGCCCAACUGGUAAAGUCUGAUGAAAUGCAGCACUUACGCUCACAAGCUCUUUACGCUUUUGAAGAUGCAGAUUAUGCUGCUGCUAUAACCUUCCUUGAUCAGAUUUUAGAGGUUUGUGUUUGGGAUGCAGAAUUACGGGAACUUCGAGCUGAAUGUUUUAUAAAAGAAGGGGAGCCUAGGAAAGCUAUAAGUGAUUUAAAAGCUGCAUCGAAAUUGAAGAAUGACAAUACAGAAGCCUUUUAUAAAAUCAGCCUCCUGUAUUACCAGUUAGGAGACCAUGAGCUGUCCCUCAGUGAAGUUCGUGAAUGUCUGAAACUUGACCAGGAUCAUAAAAGGUGUUUUGUACACUAUAAACAAGUGAAGAAACUUAAUAAGCUGAUUGCGUCAGCUGAAGAGCUCAUCAGAGAUGGCAGAUACACAGAUGCGACCAGCAAAUAUGAGUCUGUAAUGAAAACAGAGCCAAGUGUUUCUGAAUAUACAAUUCGUUCAAAAGAAAGGAUCUGUCACUGCUAUUCUAAGGAUGAAAAGCCUGUUGAAGCUAUUAGAAUAUGUUCUGAGGUUUUACAGAUAGAACCUGACAAUGUGAAUGCUCUGAAAGACCGAGCGGAGGCCUAUUUAAUAGAAGAAAUGUAUGAUGAAGCUAUUCAGGAUUAUGAAACUGCUCAGGAACACAAUGAAAACGACCAGCAGGUUCGGGAAGGCCUAGAGAAAGCACAAAGACUCCUGAAACAGUCCCAGAAAAGAGAUUAUUACAAAAUCUUGGGGGUAAAAAGAAAUGCCAAAAAGCAAGAAAUCAUCAAAGCAUACCGAAAAUUAGCGAUGCAGUGGCACCCAGAUAACUUCCAGAAUGAAGAAGAAAAGAAAAAAGCUGAGAAAAAGUUCAUUGACAUAGCAGCUGCAAAAGAAGUCCUCUCUGAUCCAGAAAUGAGGAAAAAGUUUGACGAUGGAGAAGAUCCCUUGGAUGCAGAGAGCCAGCAAGGAGGCGGUGGCAAUCCUUUCCACAGGAGCUGGAACUCCUGGCAAGGGUUUAACCCCUUCAGCUCAGGCGGACCCUUCAGAUUUAAAUUCCACUUCAAUUAAACCAACUGUUUU
Messenger RNA from Chrysochloris asiatica (Cape golden mole), 1651 nucleotides. RefSeq names its product DnaJ (Hsp40) homolog, subfamily C, member 3 (gene DNAJC3). Lineage: Eukaryota; Metazoa; Chordata; Mammalia; Afrosoricida; Chrysochloridae. Gene Ontology annotation, biological process: protein folding in endoplasmic reticulum. The coding region runs from base 125 to 1639 and encodes 504 amino acids. Gene Ontology annotation, cellular component: endoplasmic reticulum. The transcript has 12 exons. Gene Ontology annotation, molecular function: misfolded protein binding; protein-folding chaperone binding. The record is from RefSeq and is a predicted model, not a curated record.